Molecule: messenger RNA, 742 nt
Organism: Cavia porcellus (domestic guinea pig)
Lineage: Eukaryota; Metazoa; Chordata; Mammalia; Rodentia; Caviidae
Product: probable E3 ubiquitin-protein ligase HERC1
Exons: 4
Coding region: 195-521 (108 amino acids)
Source: RefSeq, a predicted model, not a curated record
AACCUGGUAAAAGCUUACCAGAAGUGUACCGUUGUGUAUACAAAGUUCGAAGUCGUUUACUUGCUUGCAAGAAUCUUGAACUUAUUCAAACCAGAUCAUCAUCACAAGACAGAUGGAUCUCAGAAAACCAAGAUUCUGCAGAUGUUGAUCCUCAGGAGCAUUCAUUUACCCAGACCAUUGAUGAAGAAGCUGAAAUGGAAGAACAGGCAGAGAGAGAUCGGGAAGAGGGCCAUCCAGAACCAGAGGAUGAGGAGGAAGAACAGGAACAUGAAGUGAUGACAGCCGGCAAAAUCUUUCAGUGUUUCCUCUCAGCCCGUGAAGUAGCUCGUCGCCGAGACCAAGAUAGAAUGAACAGUGGGGCAGGGUCUGGGGCUCGAGUUGAUGAUCCACCUCCUCAGUCUCAGCAAGAGCGAAGGGUGAGCGCAGACCUACCCCGAGGGUCAGGACGUGUACACCGCUGCCUGCAACUCUGUGAUCCACCGCUGUGCCCUGUUAAUACUAGGAGUAAGUCCUGUGAUUGAUGAGCUUCAGAAGCGGAGGGAACAAGGACAGCUGCAGCAGCCUUCUGCGAGUACCUCUGAAGGGGGUGGACUGAUGACCAGGAGUGAAAGCCUUACUGCAGAGAGCCAGCUAAUCCAUGCAAGUCCAAAUCAUAGACUGAUCAAAUCGAGGAGUGAAUCUGAUUUGUCUCAGCCUGAAUCAGAUGAGGAGGGUUACACACUUGUAAGUAAACCUAGAUUUA